Dunckerocampus dactyliophorus (ringed pipefish) is the source of this 1512-nucleotide messenger RNA. RefSeq names its product 4F2 cell-surface antigen heavy chain. The coding region runs from base 1 to 1467 and encodes 488 amino acids. Lineage: Eukaryota; Metazoa; Chordata; Actinopteri; Syngnathiformes; Syngnathidae. Gene Ontology annotation, biological process: carbohydrate metabolic process; amino acid transport. The transcript has 9 exons. The record is from RefSeq and is a predicted model, not a curated record.
AUGCCCCUGAACGCCGGAGGCACCGGCUACGGCAGCGUGGCCGCCCCGGGACUCUCGGCCAGCGUAACAGGUUCAGAGACGGCCUCUCUGCUCGUCCCGGACCUCGAACCGGACCAGCAUUGGCGGCCCAUGAGCAAGGAGGACCUGGAGUUGUCUGCUGGGGGCCCCGGCUGGAGGAGGGUGCGGUGCUACCUGGUGGUACUCUUCUGGCUGGCCUGGUUGGCGAUGCUCGCCACCGCCGUGGCCAUCAUCGUGACCAGCCCACGGCCGGUGCCUGCCCGGCUCGGCUGGUGGCAGAAGUCGCUGUUUUUUCAAGUGCAGCCGCAACCUGUGGAGUCAGGCGCCAUCGAAGCUCUGUGUGAGCAACUUCCCUACCUCAAGUCUUUGGGCGUCGAUGCUCUCAUCCUGACGGGGUUGUUUGACCGGUCUGCAUCCUUGGUAAACGUCACCGAGACAGGGCAACGGUCUGGAACGCUGUCCCAAGUCCAGCAUCUGCUCAGCGAGAGCGACAAAGCAGGCCUCAAAGUGGUGCUGGACGUGUGUGGCGUGCGGGUUUUUGCUCCUCAGGAUGACGUCAAGCAGCAUGUGCUUCGCUUCUGGUUGGGGAAGGGAGUGGCUGGAUUUUUAAUCUGUGACACGGAUGAAGCCUAUUCAGAAGAAACUCUGUUGACCUGGAGAAGCAUUCUGGAUGGGUUCAGCCAAGACGAAGAAAGGAUCAUUGUCGUGAAACAAAGCGGAGACCUUCUUCCUCCUCCGAGAGGCUCCACCCAGGACCAGCUCAACGACACUUUGGUGGAUGUGGUCAUGAGGUCGGUGCUGCCAGCCUCGCCUCACCCGCUGUCCGCUGGUGAAGUGGCCACGGCCAUUGAGAGCCACCUGCAGACACCUGAACACACGUGGCUUGGCUGGCAGGUUGGAGGGAAAGCGCCUUCUGCCUUGAGGAAAGUGCUGCUGGUGUUGAUCAUGACCUUGCCAGGGACGCCUGCACUCCAGUAUGAGGAGCUGGACGCAACACAGAGCGGUUCUCAACAUGACGGAGCAAAUAACAGUGAAGCAUCAGACUUCCAUGCAGACAAAGUAAAGCUUCGGCGUUCCGCUGCGGCCCUCCUCACCUCCCUCAGUCACAUCAGAGCCCGAGAGGAGGCGCUCCUCUUUGGAUCCUUCACUUUCCUCCCCUGCAACGCCUCCUCCUCCUCCACAAACUCCACCCUGUCCCCCUCUGCCUCUUCACCCCCCAUCCUGGCCUUCCUGCGCUCGUGGGGCUGUGUCCACUUCCUGGUUCUGCUCAACAUCGGGCCUGAGCCUCACGCCCUGGACCCCGCCUGGGGCCCCAGCCUGCCCGAGGCUGGCGUAUUUGUGUCCAGCUCUGGAGUAGAGCGCUUGGGGGCCGUCACCCUCAAGGCGCUGGUACUGCAUCCCCGUGAGGCCGUCGUCAUCAAACUGUUUGAACCAGGAAGCUACUCAUAAAAAACGAUUGUAUUAUUUAUGGCAAUGGACAAUAAAAUGGUGAAA